Molecule: messenger RNA, 810 nt
Organism: Cokeromyces recurvatus
Lineage: Eukaryota; Fungi; Mucoromycota; Mucoromycetes; Mucorales; Mucoraceae
Product: GTP-binding protein ypt1
Exons: 5
Coding region: 104-715 (203 amino acids)
Molecular function (GO): GTPase activity; GTP binding
Source: RefSeq, a predicted model, not a curated record
UUUUUUAUUAUUAUUAUUUUUCCCAUUUCAGUGAUAAAAAACAGGUACUCUCUUUUCAGCUAAACACAGAAAUAGAAUAAAAUAAAAUAAAAUAAUAAUAAAAAUGAAUCCUGAAUACGAUUAUUUAUUUAAGCUUUUGCUUAUUGGUGAUUCAGGUGUUGGAAAGUCAUGUCUUUUAUUACGUUUUGCAGAUGAUACCUAUACUGAAAGUUAUAUCUCCACUAUCGGCGUUGAUUUCAAAAUUAGAACCAUUGAACUUGAAGGAAAGACAGUAAAAUUGCAAAUUUGGGAUACAGCUGGACAAGAACGUUUCCGUACAAUUACUUCAUCUUAUUAUAGAGGUGCACAUGGUAUUAUUGUUGUUUAUGAUGUUACAGACCAAGAUAGUUUCAAUAAUGUUAAGCAAUGGUUACAAGAAAUUGAUCGUUAUGCUGCAGAAGGAGUUAAUAAGCUAUUAGUUGGUAAUAAAAGUGAUUUGGUCGAUAAGAAAGUUGUCGAAACUGACCAAGCAAAGGAAUUUGCUGACAGUCUUCAUAUUCCUCUUUUGGAGACAUCUGCUAAAGAUGCUACUAACGUUGAACAAGCUUUCUUAAUAAUGGCAAAGCAAAUUAAAGAUAGAAUGGGAUCCACUCUACAAGAACAACAAGCUAAAUCUACCGUCAAAGUUAGUCAAGGAGCUGCUGUUCAACCUCAACAAUCUGGCGGUUGCUGCUAAAUAAUAUAUGUCUUAUUUUUAUUUUAUUUUUUUUUGUUUUAUUUUUUCUAUCUUCUAUCUUCUUAUACGAUUAAACAAUAAUUUUUAUUUAAAAA